AUGGAGCACGUUGAUCAGACUGAGAAAGCUUACCAGAAACAGCAGGGCGUGUUUCUUGCCAGCAAGAAGUUUGCAGGCAAGAAGAAGGGACCCCGCUUCUACAAAGAGGUGGGUCUGGGUUUCAAGACCCCCAAGAGUGCUAUCCAGGGCCAGUAUGUCGACAAGAAGUGCCCGUUCACCGGCAACAUUUCGAUCCGUGGUCGUAUUCUCAAGGGCGUCGUGCUUUCGACGAAGAUGAAGCGCACGAUCAUUGUGCGUCGUGACUAUCUGCACUUUGUAAAGAAGUACAAGCGUUUUGAGAAGCGUCACAAGAACGUGGCUGCCCACCUGUCGCCUGCGUUCCGUGUGAAGGAAGGUGAUAUCGUCACCAUUGGUCAGUGCCGUCCGCUUGCGAAGACGGUACGCUUCAAUGUGCUGGAGGUGGAGCCCGCUUCGGAAACCAAGCCCAUUAACGUCCGCAAGCAGUUUCGCCAGUUUUAA
Peronospora belbahrii is the source of this 480-nucleotide messenger RNA. The record is from the annotation of a GenBank genome assembly. Lineage: Eukaryota; Oomycota; Peronosporomycetes; Peronosporales; Peronosporaceae.